Messenger RNA from Monopterus albus (swamp eel), 5268 nucleotides. Its product is annotated as disintegrin and metalloproteinase domain-containing protein 10-like. The transcript is spliced from 16 exons. The record is from RefSeq and is a predicted model, not a curated record. Gene Ontology annotation, molecular function: metalloendopeptidase activity involved in amyloid precursor protein catabolic process. Gene Ontology annotation, biological process: membrane protein ectodomain proteolysis; Notch signaling pathway. Lineage: Eukaryota; Metazoa; Chordata; Actinopteri; Synbranchiformes; Synbranchidae. Bases 139 to 2499 code for a protein of 786 amino acids. Gene Ontology annotation, cellular component: plasma membrane; synaptic membrane.
GGUGCCAGCUGUCCUUGCGUCUGGCGUCACGACGUCGGGGAAAAAGGGGGAGAGAUGAGAGGAAGCUGCAAUAAACACAGGGCGUCUGCGCCUAGCUAAGUAGGACAAUAAAGUGAAAACGGUAUCAAUGCUCUAACAAUGGAUUUGUCCGAUAUGUUUCUUAAAGUUUUCCUCUUCGUCUACUUACUAAACUACACCCAAGGACACUAUAGAAAUCCCCUAAACAAGUACAUCCAUCACUAUGAAGGCCUUUCCUACGAUACAGAGCUCAUGCACAGCAAGCAUCAAAGGGCCAAGAGGGCGCUCUCUCAUGAAGACAGGUUCCUUCAGCUAGAUUUUCAUGCACAUGGAAGACAUUUUAAUUUACGAAUGAGGAGAGAUACCACCUUGUUUUCCCAAGAUUUAAAGGUGGACAUUUCAGGAGAAGAGAUUCCAUACGAUACCUCUCAUAUCUACACGGGAGAAAUCUACGGUGAGAAAGGUACCUUGACUCAUGGCUCCAUUGUGGAUGGUAAGUUUGAGGGCUUCAUUCAGAGCUACCAUGGUACCUACUAUGUGGAGCCUGCUGAGAGAUACCUGGAGGAUAAAAAUGUGCCAUUCCACUCUGUCAUCUACCACGAAGAUGACAUACAUUACCCACACAAAUAUGGUCCAGAGGGAGGCUGUGCUGAUAGCUCAGUGUUUGAAAAGAUGAGGAAGUACCAGGGCUCUGCUGUAAAGGAAGCACCCAAGGAGCUCCACACUGAGGGAGGCUCUAAUGACCCUGUGUUGCUGAGGAAGAAGAGGAUGGCCCAGGCUGAGAAAAACACCUGCCAGCUCUUCAUUCAGACUGACCACCUCUUCUACAAGUACUACAAGACCAGAGAGGCCGUCAUCGCUCAGAUCUCCAGUCAUGUGAAGGCAAUUGAUGCGAUCUAUCAGGGCACAGACUUCAUGGGUAUUCGCAACAUCAGUUUCAUGGUGAAGCGGAUCAGGAUAAACACUACUAGUGAUGAGAGGGACAAGUCCAACCCAUUCCGCUUUGCCAACAUCGGAGUGGAGAAGUUCUUGGAGCUGAACUCGGAGCAGAACCACGAUGACUACUGCCUGGCUUAUGUUUUCACCGACAGAGACUUUGAUGACGGGGUGUUGGGUUUGGCAUGGGUGGGAGCCCCCUCAGGGAGCUCCGGAGGCAUCUGUGAAAAAAGCAAGUUGUACUCUGAUGGAAAAAAGAAGUCUCUCAACACUGGUAUAAUCACUGUACAGAACUACGCCUCCCACGUACCUCCAAAAGUCUCCCACAUCACUUUUGCACAUGAAGUAGGACACAACUUUGGCUCCCCGCAUGACUCCGGAUCUGAGUGCACCCCAGGGGAAUCCAAAAGCCAAGACAAGAAGGAGAAGGGCAAUUAUAUAAUGUAUGCAAGAGCAACAUCAGGAGACAAGCUCAAUAACAAUAAGUUCUCCAUCUGUAGCAUUCGUAACAUCAGCCAGGUGCUGGAAAAAAAGAGAAGCAACUGCUUUGUUGAGUCUGGCCAGCCCAUCUGUGGCAACGGCUUGGUGGAGCCAGGAGAGGAGUGUGACUGUGGCUACAGUGACCAGUGCAGGGACCUGUGCUGCUACGAUGCCAACCAGCCUGACAAUAAGAAGUGCAAAUUAAAGCCCAACAAAGUCUGCAGUCCCAGCCAGGGUCCUUGUUGUACUACCGAAUGCACUUACAAGGGCCAUAAUGAGAAGUGCAGGGAGGAGUCGGAGUGCGCUCACCAGGGCAUGUGUAACGGAGUCAGCGCCCAGUGCCCCGCAUCUGAGCCCAAGGCCAACUUCACCGCCUGCCAUGGAGAGACCCAAGUCUGCCUCAACGGGGGCUGCUCUGGCUCCAUCUGCAAGAAGUACGGGCUCGAGGCUUGCACAUGUGCCAGCCAAGACGGCAAGGACGAGACUGAGCUUUGCCAUGUGUGCUGCAUGGAGAAGAUGAAUCCCAAUACAUGUAGCAGCACCGGAUCAGAGCGCCUGGCUCGUUUCUUCAAUAAGAAAGUUACCACGCUGCCAGCCGGCUCACCCUGCAACGAUUUCAAGGGCUACUGUGACGUGUUCAUGAAGUGUCGUCUGGUGGAUGCAGACGGACCACUGGCCAGGCUAAAGAAGGCCAUCUUCAACCCGGAGCUCUACGAGAAUAUUGCAGAGUGGAUUGUGGCUCAUUGGUGGGCAGUGCUUUUGAUGGGCAUCGCCCUCAUCAUGCUCAUGGCUGGUUUCAUUAAGAUCUGUAGUGUGCAUACACCAAGCAGUAACCCCAAACUUCCCCCUCCCAAACCACUUCCAGGCACUUUGAAGAGGCGGCGAGCGCAGCAGCAUGCCAGCUCUCAGGUGCAGCAGUCUCAGCACCCACAUUCUCACCAGCACGGCCACGGUGGACACGGCGGCCAGCGGCAACCCCAGAGGCAGCCUCAGCGCCAGGCACAGCCCCAGAGGCACCACCGUCAGCCCAGAGAGAACUAUCAGAUGGGCCAGAUGAGACGCUGAGACCCUGGACCCCACCCAGCCUCCCUCCAAUGCCUUGGCUCCUUCUUGUGCCUACAGUGGGAAACAAAAGCGUCACUCCAUCCAAAGAAAAGCCUGACAUGGUUGUUAGUCACCAUCAUAUCCUCCAUUUUAUAGACAAAACAGAUGCGUGAAAAACAGAAAACGCUAUCUAGCAUCUCGAUUGGCUCUUUGUGGAGUGGAUUUGACCAUCAGCCAUUUCCAAUCCAGUGCGAUCUAGCAUCUUUUUCCACUUUUUUUCUUUUUGAAGGAGUGCCAAGGAGUUAACAAUUUGUGUAGCUUUAGUCCAUUCUGUGAUUGAUUUUUUUUUUUUGUUUGUUUGUUUGUUUUUUUUUCUUUUGCAACAUCUUCUUGAGUGAUACGCCUGUGGCUGCUGGUGAAUUGUUCUAUGCUUUUCUUUCGCCAUCCUAGCCAGGAAAGAGAGAUGCUAAAUGAAGAUUUGCGGCACUUUUGUGAUUUAAACAUGUCAAAAGGCUAAAGACAGGCUCCGGUCUCUUGUGCAGACGGUCUUCUGCAUGUGAUUGUACAUAUUUAGUGUAUCAUAAGUGAAAACAAACUUUCUUCUACUGUAAAUGUGUAAUUCUUCACUUAUUUUCUUUAAUUUUUUUGGUUAGUGCUCUCAGGACUCUUAACACAUAAAUGAAGGAGUGACAGUUGUGAUGAGUUCCUUGGACAUCACUGUUGAGGAUUUGUGGCUACCAAGUUCUCUUCGCAGUCGUCCAAUCAGGUGGAUCUCUCUCACUUUUGUUAGAUUGCUAGGUUUCAAAUUUGAACAAGGCCACCAUAUCCCACUUUUUAGGCCUUGUUUGAGGUCACUGUUUUUCUUUUAUUUUAAAUUGUCUUGCUAACGUGUUUUGCUCAUGUUGUGUAACAAGCUAGAUGAGGUAUAGAGAGUCAUGGGAACAAAGUUUGGUACAUCUUCUAUCGCCUCUACCCAUUUGUUCUUGAUGAUGAAGGAAGAAUAACCACUAACUGAAGCCGAUUUAAAGACAAAGGAAAGUGAAGGUUAAUUUAGAAGUGAGAGUGCAUCAUGUUACAGAGUUAGUUUACAUGUGUGGAAAUAAAAAAUGACUCCAGUGUGGAUGUAUAAAAAAAAAAAAGUAAGAUUAAAUCAAUCUAUUAUUUUUGAAGAUAGCAAAUCUAAGACAUUUUCAAUGUGGGCAUGCAGACAUUUAUUAAAUGUGACUAUUAAUUGACCGAGGUCUGUAAUAUUUGUAUGUCACUCAACACUCUUUACUUUGACAGCUAUUAAUGUUAGUCUUACACCUGGAAGGAGCAGCUUAAUGCAGCAGUAUUGUCACACUAUUCACUAACACUUUUACCAGUGUGUUCACUAGUUUUGCUGAAGAAAAGCAGCAGUUAAAACUUUUUUUUUUUUUAAUCGCCUACAGUUUUCUCCUGGUCUGAUCACAUUGUGGACUGAAUCUCCUUAAGAGCUCAUGGGUGCAGGCCUCAGUGUGAAUUUCAUUCAGCGUGCCAUAAAACUCCAUAAAGUUGAUCUCUGCGCACAGGUUUUCUAAAACACCAGUGAGGUUUCUGGAGCCACUUUAAAUGGAAGAACUGAUGGAGACGUUAUAGUUUAUUUUUUUGUGGGAUUGUUUGACCUCAGGUGUUUUCUUCCUCCUCUCGCUGCAGCAAAGCAUGAAGGACGUUUUGGAAAAUAACACUAACUGUAAGGAUUUCAUAAUCUUUUCAUGAUGUUUUAUGCAAAAUACUGUGAUUUAUUUACUGUGCAAGUAUUUCACCCAACAAAAUGAUUUGAUAUGUGGGAGCAAACUUUGGCACAGACUGAAAAAGCUCCGAAUUUUGCAUUAUGUUUGGCAAAGGACCUGUUUUUGUGCUCUGACUUUAUUUUAUCCUGGCAUUAUUAUUUUUACAUGCAUGCACUUCUGAUUACAGCUAAUGUAUUACAACUCUAUCCCAGUGGUCAUAAUAAUUACACAUGUGCUCUUGAGGGAACUUGAAGUGAAAGAGUCUCGCAGUCAGCAGUUUAUUUCACAUGGCAGUCGAAUUAGGUUGGUGCGUUCUGCAACUUCUCAUGACUGUACAAAAUGGAGCUUUUAAAAUUGAAUCUCCUAGGCUGGAUCACACCUGUUAGACCUAGAGAAUUAACAUGUAAACUUGUACAGUACUUCAAAAAUUUGCAUUUCAUUUGACAAUGAAAAUUUUGAUACAUCUGUUAAUUUUUUUUUAAAAUUCUAAUUCCACAGUAAAUUGUUCAAAGAUGUUCAUAUGUGACAAACUUUCCUCUCUUCUAAGUUAUUUAUGUUCUUAUAUGUGCUAGUUGAACUGGAGUUUGCUUUGCUCGAUACUUUUCUCCACCAUCAUCAAUGGUAAAAACAAAUCAGUGUGAUGGAGUUAUUAAUGUUACAUUCUCAUUUUUUUUGUCUUUGUUAUCCUGUGGCAUGGUUUGGGUAGAAGAGCAGAAGAAUAAUGCCUGUACAUUUAUUUUUAAUUUCGUAGUCUUGGUAAAAUUUUUAGCUAAACGUGCACUGAAAAUGUCCAGAUUGAGUUGAAAUGUUGUAGGUGAUGUAGGCCGAAAGAACACGAGAUUAAAAAGUAAAACUACUGUUUGAUUUUAAUGUUCACUGUGUUUUAUACAGUAUCGGAAAUUUUUGUUCACUUUGAACAUUUUUACUAAAAAAAAAUAAAAAUAAAAUUGUAUUGUGCAAAGAGAUGUAAUUUUUGGAGUACUUGAAAUGCAUUAAUUAAAAGACUUGUUCAAAAUAAAAUAGACCCCUGUUUACUGUC